UGUCAAAAGUUUUGAUGGUGCACUUUCAUCCUUAAAAUCGAAUGUGUGUGGUACUGCUGAUGACCUGUCAGUCACUUACACAGAAAUGAGAGGACAUCUCUACAUGCAUGCAGGCACGUUACUUCUGAAGAUGGCACAAGAAAAUAUAGUUCACUGGAAAUCUGUUACAGACUUGGCUGCUUUGUGUUACAUUGCAGCUUUUCAGGUUCCAAACUUGAAAACAAAGUCCAUCAAAGAUGAAUCAAGUCAGCGGCUGCUAGAGAUGUUGGCAUGUAAUCGAAGAAGCCAGUCAGGGCAUAUGCUGCUUAACUUGAGUCAUGGGAAGCCUAAGUUCCUUGAUGAAGUUGUAGAGACAUUUGGCAACAUCAGUGGUCAGAAGGCUUUAACAGAAACUUUGUAUGGCAUGCAGGUGGCAUCAGAGGAUUGUUUUCUUGGUUCUGAUGACAUUAAAAAUAUUAGCACGGAGAUGCCUGAUCUGGAAGAACUGGCUCAUUGUGACGAUGGUGCUGUGAGGUUGCAUAAUGGAAGUUUGCAGCACUUGACGUGGCUUGGUUUGCAGUGGUAUUUCAUGUCAAAAUCUCCUGUUGUCAGAAACUGGUUAAAGCUGCUAUUUCCCAGACUACCCCAGGAAACCGCAAGACUUUCUACAGAUGCUCCAGAAUCUAUUUGCAUCUUGGAUUUGGAGGUUUUUCUUCUUGGAGUAAUAUUUACUAGCUACUCACAGUUGCAAGAUAAACGCAAUAUUCAUUACAGUUCGCACCAACCUCGGUGCUUGCCACUUUCAGUCAGCAAACUACUCUGUACUGAAAAACAACAGUCCUGGUGGGAUGCAGUUUAUAAUCUUAUUCACAAGAAAGCUCAAGCCGGAACAUCUGCAAAGUUAAGACUAGUAGUGCAACAUGGCCUUGGUACUCUCAGAGCUUUAGAAAAACAUGGACUGCAACCAGCCCUUAUAAUGCACUGGGCAAGAACCCUUAUCAAAACCGGAAACAGCCUGAAUUCGUUUUAUGAUCAAAAAGAGUACAUAGGACGAAGUGUGUAUUACUGGAAGAAAGCUUUACCUAUGUUGGAGAGCAUUAGAAACAAAAGAAGUAUACCAGAACCUGUUGAUCCAUUGUUUAAGCACUUUCACAGCAGGGAUAUUCAGGUUGGUGAAGUUAAAUGUUUUGAGGAAGAAGCAUAUGUAGCUUUUGCUACACUGGAUUUGGUUGAUGGAAAGACUGAAGAUGCUAUUGCAGCCUUUGAGACAGUCAAGAACAUCUGUGCAUAUUGGCAUUUGGCAGAAAUAUUUCAGAGAAAAGCAGAAAAUACUGAGCAUGGUGAUGAUGUGGCAGAAGAGCAGAAUGACUAUAAAUUUUACUUAUGCAAAUGUAGAGAGUACUUGGAGAAGAUUCUUGAUGAAAUUGAUGGAAAUGUUGCAGAAAUUGACAGAUUGCCAGUACCUAUAGAUACUGUCAGAGAUGCCCUGGAUUUAGUGAUGGAAGAACUUGGUGAAAAUGAAGCUAUUGAAAAUGGUGAAGUACGUUCUUACAGGAAUGAAGCUGUUCCACUUUUAGACAUUGUUGGGCAAAAAAUAAAGCAUUCUACUCCUUCUCCAACCAAGCUGAGCUCUUCACCAAGUAAAAGUUACAAGUUUUCUCCAAAAACGCCACCCAGAUGGGCUGAAGAUCAGAGGUCUUUAUUGGAGAUGCUUUGCAAGCAAGUAGAAGAUCUUAAGAAUGAAGUGCAAGAGCUGAAGCUUAAUGGCUCCGGUGCCACCACAUCUCCACAUCAGAAUCGAUGGCAUUCUGAUAGCUAUGUUGGAGAUUCCCUUGCAGAAAACUUCCAGACAUCUGAAGGCUUUCACAGAGCCCCUCUAACAGUUGCUACAUCAGGAACCUCUGGGUACUAUAAUCAGAGUCCAGCAUACAACUCUUAUCUGCUUCAAACAGCUCCAACUGUUACACCAACUAAGACUCCAAGCUAUAGUAUGAACAGACUUGCACCCCAGCAGCGUAUGUAUGCAUACCAACAGCAAAUUCACACACCGCCUCUCCAGAGUACAUCAUACCCACCGGAAGUGUAUGGAGCUCCUUUACGUUUUGAGUCUCCCGCAGCUAGCUUAUUGUCUCCGUAUAAUGAAGAGUACUACAACCCUGCUAUUCAACAGACUAGUACAAAUCCACCAUUACCUGAGCCAGGGUAUUUUACAAAACCAUCAGUGGGUGCUCCUGUUUCUAAAACUUCAGAAACAAAGAUUAUGGAUUUUGGAAGACUUAAUUUUGGCCAGCAGACUCAAAGUGAAGUAUCAAAGCCAUCAUCCUUAACAGGACAUGUUCAGCCUUCAGGAGCAACAUUUAAAUUUAGUUCUAAUUUUAAAUCCAAUGAUGGCGACUUCACAUUUACUUCUCCUCAAAUAAAAUCUCAAACUUCGAGUUCUGCAUUUGGUGGUAGUGACAGCCUUCUGGGGCUUCUCACUUCAGAUAAGCCAUUCCAGCCUGAUGUACCUGGUCAUAAGUCUUUUACCCAAGAACAGACUACUGGUCAAGGGAGUAUUUUCAACUUUGGAACCAGUACCAGUUCGGGGCAUUCAUUCUCCGAUUUUAAUGUUCAGAAUCAGGACAAGAAUGUUUAUUUUGGUACCAGUGAUCAAACAUUUGGUUUUAAAGGUGCAGAUAAGCAGUAUUCAAAUGUAAAUACUGAGCAGGAACAUAAGGAGGGAGAAAGUGAUGGGGAAAGUACUCAUGGUGAGAAUGAAGAUGAAGGCCCACACUUUGAGCCUGUAGUGCCACUUCCAGAUAAGGUAGAAGUCAAAACAGGGGAAGAGGAAGAAGAGGAGCUGUACUGUAACAGAGCAAAGCUUUUCAGAUUUGAUGCAGACACUAAAGAGUGGAAAGAAAGGGGCAUUGGAAAUGUCAAAAUACUUAGACAUAGGACAUCUGGCAAAGUCCGCCUCUUGAUGAGGCGUGAGCAGAUACUAAAAAUUUGUGCAAAUCACUAUAUAACUCCAGACAUGAAACUAAUACCAAAUGCUGCAUCUGACAAGUCACUGCUGUGGCAUGCUGUUGAUUAUGCAGAUGAAAUGGCCAAACCUGAACAGCUUGCUAUCAGAUUCAAAACAGCAGAUGAAGCUAAGCUGUUCAAAAAUAAAUUUGAAGAAGCUCAGAAGCUUUCUGAAAAGCUAGUUGUCUUUGAGUCCUCACAAAAGAGUUUCUUAACUGCAGAGGAGAAGCUAGUUACAGAUUCUUCUGAGCAGAAAGUUGGAGAUGCUGGGUUUGGUUUACAGGGUGCUAAAAAGGAAGGCAUGUGGAAAUGUAGUACAUGUUCUGCAGUGUAUGAAUCUUCUGUAACUGUUUGUUCAUCAUGUAGCACUCCAGAUCACAGUACUAAGCUCUGUGGUGUGGAAAAAAGUUCAUUUGUUGCACCUAGUUCUAUAAAGUCUCCUGAAUUUAAGUUUUCACUUGGGAAAGAAGUCAGCACAAGUACUUGCAACACAUUAGAGAAAGCAUUUGGAAAGAAAGAAGGUCAGUGGGACUGUAACGUUUGUCUUGUGAGAAAUGAAUCAAAUACUGCUAAAUGUUUAGCAUGCCAAAAUCCCAAUCCACUUAAAGGAAAUGUUUCUAAUUUUGCACCUGUGGCCCAAACUAGUUCUGCUUUCAAAUUUGAGAUUCCGAAUGAGGCUUCAAAAAAUGCUGACCAGGUUGGUUUUGGGGCACAAUUUGCAAAAAAAGAUGGCCAGUGGGAUUGUGAUGCAUGUUUAGUAAGAAAUGAAGUGACAUAUUCAAAAUGUGUGAGCUGUGGGAAUCCAAAUCCAGCUAAUAGAGCUAGUGUUCUUGUUCCACCUUCAACUUCAUUCAACUUUAGUUCUGAUAGUUUAAUUAAAAGCAAGGAGGUCAAAUUUGCUACACCUGGAACUGAAAGAGAGGGAUUUGUUGAUGGAAAUAAAGGAGCGACACAAAAUGUACCUGCAAGCUUGCUGGAUUCACGCAGUAGUAGUGGUGCUGCUUUAUCAUUUGGACAGUCUACCACUGCUUUUCCUUUUAGUAGUUCUGCAGAAUCCUCUAAGAUUCCUCCACAAGAUGGUAGCCUCCGUUCAUUAUUUCCUAAGCAGGAAGGUCAGUGGGAAUGUCCAACAUGUUUAGUGACAAACAUGGGUUCAACACCUGUCUGUCUUUGUUGCCAAACUUCCAAUCCAAAUUGUAAGCAACCAGCUGGGACAUCAAUAUUGCAGCCAUCUGGUUUUACAUUUGGUCUUGGAAAAACCUCUCCUUCAAAAUCUACUGUAGGAGAGGGUGGAAAGGCUGGAGAGACAUUUCAGUUCAAAUUUCCUGCUGGUGGUUUCAAAUUUGGGUUGUCGGAAGAAACUACGGGCCCUUCCUUCACCUUUGGAAAUGCUUCAUCCAAUACAACAAGCACAUCUACCAGUGAAGGAUUUAACUUUGAACAGCAGCCGGCACUAACUUCGGGUUUCAAGUUUGGCAUUCAGGAUGGUAGUAAAAUCUCUCCAACCAAAGCUGAAGAGCCAAAAGAAGCUUCCACAACACUUUCUCUUAAAACUACUGCUGAUCACAAAAAGAAUGCAUCAGAAAAAGCACCAUCUGAUUUAAAGGUAAGCAGCAGCAAGCAAAAUGAUUUUGUCUUUGGUGAGAACACGAGCACUUUCACAUUUGCUGAUCUAGCAAAAUCUUCAAAUGAAAAUGAAUUCCAGUUUGUUAUAAAAGAUCCUCGUUUUAAAGGGUUUUCAGGAGCAGGAGAGCAGCUCUUCUCAUCACAGAAAUCGAAAAUGACUCCCAAGACUGAUUCUUCUGAACAUGAUGAAGACGAGAUGUAUAAAACUGAGGAAAAUGACAAUAUCCACUUUGAGCCUAUAGUUCAAAUGCCAGAAAAGGUCACAAUUGUGACAGGUGAAGAAGAUGAAGAAUUGCUGUAUUCACAGCGAAUUAAAUUAUUUCGGUUUGACCCAGACACAAGCCAGUGGAAAGAACGAGGUGUUGGUAAUUUGAAAAUUCUUAAAAAUUCUUGCAAUGGUAAAUUGCGUAUAUUAAUGCGACGAGAUCAGGUGUUUAAGGUGUGUGCAAAUCACUGGAUCACAACAACAAUGAAUUUGAAACCAUUAUCUGGAUCAGAUCGUGCGUGGAUGUGGCUAGCAAAUGACUUUUCAGAUGAUGAUGCUAAAUUGGAACAGCUUGCAGCCAAGUUUAAAACCCCAGAAUUAGCAGAGGAAUUCAAACAGAAAUUUGAUGAAUGUCAGAGAUUACUGUUAGAUAUACCUUUGCAGACUCCUCAUAAACUUGUAGACACAGGAAGAACAGCCCAUCUUAUACAGAAAGCUGAAGAAAUGAAAGCAGGCCUUAAAGAUAUGAAAACAUAUUUAACAGAUCGACAGGUAAAACUAACCGAUGAGGAAAGCAGCAUUACUUCAUGUUCUGCUUCUGGAUUGGUAAUAAAACCCCAUUCAGAAAGCACAGGCCCUACUUUGGAAUGGGACAACUAUGAUUUACAAAGAGACGCAUUGGAUGAUAGCAUAGAAAGCUCUGUGUAUGAAUCUCCCUCUGCAAGCAGUCCAGUUAGAAAAAAUCUUUUCCGCUUUGGAGAAUCUACAGCAGGAUUUAGUUUCAGUUUUAAUCCACCCCUGAAUACCUCAAGGUCUUCAAAGUCUCCUGCUAAGUUAAAUCAUAGCAGAGUAUCUGUAGGCACAGAUGAAGAAUCAGAGGUAGGGCAAGAUGAAGAACGUGAUGGACAGUAUUUUGAACCUGUUGUUCCUCUGCCUGAUCUAAUUGCUGUUUCAACUGGUGAAGAAAAUGAGCAGGUUAUCUUUAGCCAUAGGGCAAAACUUUACAGGUAUGAUAAAGAUGCUGGACAGUGGAAGGAGAGAGGCAUUGGAGAUGUAAAGAUUUUACAAAACUAUGAUACAAAACGAGUCCGUGUAGUGAUGAGAAGAGAUCAAGUAUUAAAACUGUGUGCCAAUCACUGGAUAACUCGCAACAUGAAAUUAGAGCCUAUGAAAGGAGCUGAAAGAGCAUGGGUGUGGACUGCUCAUGACUUCUCAGAAGGAAGUGCAGAAGUGGAGCAUCUUGCAGUGCGGUUUAAACUGCAAGAUGUUGCAGACACUUUUAAGCAAGUAUUUGAUGAAGCUGUACAUGCUCAUGAAAAGGGAACCCUUAUCACACCACAGUCAUCAAGAGAGAGUACACCUAAAGAAUCACCUUGUGGUAAAAUAGCUGUAGCAGUGCUCGAGGAAACUACAAGAGAAAGGACUGAUGUAAAUCACAAUGAUGAAGCUUCUGUCUCUUCUUCCUCCAAACUAGAUGACAGCCAUGGUUCAGGAACACCAACUAAAACUGUUGUUUCACCUCCAAAAUUUGUAUUUGGCUCUGAAUCUGUAAAAAGCAUUUUUGGUAAUGAAACAAGUAAACCAUUUACGUUUGGGAACACCUCCGCAACAAAAUCAUUGUUUGGGUUUAGUUUCAGCACGCCAGCAAAGAACAGUACAGCCAGUGAUGAAUUAGAAAGUGGUUUAGAUAUAAAGACUGCUAAUUCUUCUGAUGUCCCUGAAUCAAGCAAGAAACCUUCAGGUGGUUCAGAUAAAAGUUUCCAUGCUCCUUCACCAACAGGGGAAUCCUUUACAACUGCAACUUGGGCACGGGACAGAGAAACCGAACGUUAUAAGAACAAGGAACCAAUAUCAGAUGACGUACAGAUCAUUUAUGAGCGGAUGCCAACUCCAGAGCAGAAGGUUCUUGCUGAAAGGCUUCAGUUGCCUCCCACGUUCUUCUGUUAUAAGAACACACCUGGUUAUGUUAGUGAUGAGGAUGAUGAUGAAGAUUUUGAGAUGGCUGUCAAGAAGCUGAAUGGAAAGCUGUACCCAGAGAGCACUGAAAGCCAGCAAGCUGUGGGAGCACAGAAAUCUGAAACCGAAUGUAUUGUACUCUGGGAAAAGAGGCCAACACCAGAAGAGAAGGCAAAGGCUGACCAUCUGAAACUUCCUCCUACGUUUUUCUGUGGUGUCUCUAGUGAUGCUGAAGAUGAAAAGGAUUCUCAAGAAGACUUUGAGUCUGAAGUUAGGAAAGUUAAAGAAGCUCAGGAAGCACAGGAGAAUAAUGUGAGCAGCUCUACUGAUGUGACCCAAAAAAGCAGCGGUUCUUUGGCUUGUUCCACAGCACCAUGUAGUCAGUCUGAAGCAAAGGCAGACUCUAGCAGCGAUUUUGCACAGAAUGUGCAUUCAUCACCUGCACUGGAUGAAAAACCAAUUGAUUUAUCAUCUAAAAAAAUAGAGCCAGAUUCCACCACCCAAGUGAAUGAAAAUGAGUCUCAUUUUGGAUUCUGCUCCUCCUCUGUGUUGUCAUUUGCUGAGUUAGCUGCUGAGACUUCUGGUGAAUUUGCUUUUGGAAAGAAGGAUGCAAACUUUACUUGGACUGAUGCAGGUGCAUCAGUGUUUGAAUCAAGUACGGCAAACAGAAGACAUGAAGAUGCAAACAGUGAUGAUGAAGUUGUGACUAAUGAAGAGAUUCAUUUUGAGCCAAUUGUUCAUUUGCCAGAGGUUGAAGUGCGAUCAGGUGAGGAAGAUGAAGAGAUUAUUUUUAAGGAGAGAGCAAAGCUUUACCGUUGGGAUAGAGAGAGCUCAUCUUGGAAAGAACGUGGUGUUGGAGAUCUCAAAAUACUGUUUCAUUCACAAAAGAGAUGCUAUCGUGUUGUAAUGAGACGAGACCAAGUUUUGAAAGUGUGCGCUAACCAUCUUAUUACAACCAAAAUGGAACUGAAGCCCUUGAAUACAUCAAAUAAUGCUUUUGUCUGGAGUGCAACAGAUUAUGCUGAUGGCUCAGGAAGGAUGGAACAGCUAGCUGCCAAAUUCAAAAUACCAGAUUUGGCCAGUGCUUUUAAGGAAAAAUUUGAAGAAUGUCAGAGAAACAUGUCAAAGUUGGGUCAAGAGCAACUUUCCAAAGCAGCACAGCUCUCCGUGGAGACUAAUCCGGUGGUAUAUUUUGAUGUUUCUUGUGAUGAUGAACCUCUUGGUCGAUUCACUGUGGAGCUUCUUUCAAAUAUUGUUCCUCGGACUGCUGAGAAUUUUCGGGCAUUAUGCACUGGAGAAAAGGGCUUUGGAUUUAAGAACUCCAUUUUCCACAGAAUAAUUCCAGAAUUUGUUUGUCAGGGAGGUGACAUCACAAACCAAGAUGGCACUGGUGGCAGAUCUAUAUAUGGAGGAGUAUUUGAAGAUGAAAAUUUUGAUGUGAGACAUACAGGACCUGGAAUAUUGUCAAUGGCAAAUACUGGUCGAGACAAAAACAGUUCACAAUUUUUCAUUACACUUAAAAAAGCAGAACACUUGGAUUUUAAACAUGUGGCUUUCGGCUUUGUAAAAGAUGGUAUGGACACUGUUAAAAAAAUAGAGACUUUUGGUUCAAAAUCUGGAACACCAAGUAAAAAAAUUGUAGUAACUGACUGUGGUCAGCUUCAGAAAUCUUAACGUUACUCUAGCGACUUGUGUAAACAAUUCAAAUCUUAGCAGUAAGGAAAGAUCCAGCUACUGUCUGUGUUCUAUAAAUGUAAGGUGUAUAAAUGUAAAUGGGAUUAGUUCUUCAAACUUUGAUUUUAAUUAUUACAUUUAAGUGUUUGCAUGUUGUGAAAUAAGUGAAAAUAAAAAUGUAAUUAGUAUAUUUUC
This is a messenger RNA of Protopterus annectens (West African lungfish), 8638 nucleotides long. Its product is annotated as E3 SUMO-protein ligase RanBP2-like. Bases 86 to 8443 code for a protein of 2785 amino acids. Gene Ontology annotation, biological process: protein folding; NLS-bearing protein import into nucleus; protein peptidyl-prolyl isomerization. The transcript is spliced from 23 exons. Gene Ontology annotation, cellular component: cytoplasm; nuclear pore. Gene Ontology annotation, molecular function: GTPase activator activity; peptidyl-prolyl cis-trans isomerase activity. NCBI's taxonomy places the organism in Eukaryota, Metazoa, Chordata, Ceratodontiformes, Protopteridae. The record is from RefSeq and is a predicted model, not a curated record.